AUGGGCAGCGUGCGAACCAACCGCUACAGCAUAGUUUCCUCAGAGGAGGACGGCAUGAAGCUGGCGACAAUGGCUGUUGCCAAUGGCUUUGGCAACGGGAAGAGCAAGGUACACACCAGGCAGCAGUGCAGAAGCCGGUUUGUCAAGAAAGACGGCCACUGCAACGUCCAGUUCAUUAAUGUGGGUGAAAAAGGACAACGUUACCUAGCAGACAUCUUCACCACCUGUGUGGACAUUCGCUGGAGGUGGAUGCUACUUAUCUUCUGUCUUGCUUUCAUCCUCUCAUGGCUGUUUUUUGGUUGUGUGUUUUGGUUGAUUGCCCUAUUGCAUGGGGACCUGGAAAGAACAGAAAGACUUUGUGUCUCCGAAGUGCGCAGCUUCACUGCAGCCUUCCUUUUCUCCAUUGAAACACAGACAACAAUUGGCUAUGGCUUUAGGUGUGUCACAGACGAGUGCCCCAUCGCCGUCUUCAUGGUGGUUUUCCAGUCAAUCGUUGGUUGCAUCAUUGAUGCCUUCAUCAUUGGUGCCGUCAUGGCUAAGAUGGCUAAACCGAAAAAGAGAAACGAAACUCUCAUCUUCAGCCACAAUGCUGUCAUCGCCAUGCGGGACGGGAAACUGUGCUUGAUGUGGCGGGUUGGAAAUCUGCGCAAAAGCCACUUGGUGGAAGCACACGUUAGAGCGCAACUCCUCAAAUCUCGGAUCACCACGGAAGGAGAAUACAUCCCUCUAGAUCAAAUAGACAUCAACGUUGGGUUCGACAGUGGGAUAGAUCGCAUAUUUUUGGUCUCGCCCAUUACAAUCGUACAUGAAAUAGACGAGGAGAGCCCUUUGUAUGACUUAAGUAAGCAGGAUAUGGACAACACAGACUUUGAAAUUGUAGUAAUAUUAGAAGGCAUGGUGGAAGCCACUGCCAUGACCACGCAGUGCCGUAGCUCAUAUCUGGCAAACGAAAUCCUCUGGGGCCACCGUUAUGAGCCUGUACUGUUUGAAGAGAAAAACUACUAUAAAGUGGACUACUCUAGGUUCCACAAAACAUAUGAAGUGCCGAACACGCCCCUUUGUAGUGCCAGAGACUUAGCGGAAAAGAAAUACAUCCUUUCUAAUGCAAAUUCAUUUUGCUAUGAGAAUGAAGUGGCUCUGGCCGGCAAAGAAGAAGAUGAUAGUGACAAUGGGGUGCCGGAGAGCACGAGUACGGACACCCAUCCAGACAUGGACCAUCACAGCCAAACAGGGGUGCCCCUAGAACCUAGGCCUUUGAGGCGAGAAUCUGAAAUAUGACUGAGAUCAGUGAUCUCCACUAUGGCUCUAGAAUCUGUCUGUCGGCUACAGGCAUGCUAUGCUGAGAAGUAGCC
Molecule: messenger RNA, 1352 nt
Organism: Eublepharis macularius
Lineage: Eukaryota; Metazoa; Chordata; Lepidosauria; Squamata; Eublepharidae
Gene: KCNJ2
Product: potassium inwardly rectifying channel subfamily J member 2
Exons: 1
Coding region: 1-1278 (425 amino acids)
Biological process (GO): regulation of monoatomic ion transmembrane transport; potassium ion import across plasma membrane
Cellular component (GO): plasma membrane
Molecular function (GO): inward rectifier potassium channel activity
Source: RefSeq, a predicted model, not a curated record